Molecule: messenger RNA, 492 nt
Organism: Lactuca saligna
Lineage: Eukaryota; Viridiplantae; Streptophyta; Magnoliopsida; Asterales; Asteraceae
Source: the annotation of a GenBank genome assembly
AUGGUUGCUUUAUCAGGAGCUCAUACAAUUGGACAAGCUCAAUGCUUCUUGUUUCGUGACAGAAUAUACAGCAAUGGAUCAGAUAUUGAUGCCGGAUUUGCUAGCACACGUAGACGUGGUUGCCCUGUAAAUGAUGGAAACGGCAAUCUGGCACCAUUAGAUUUGGUGACACCGAAUUCGUUUGAUUACAAUUACUUCAAGAAUCUGAUACAAAAGAAGGGUCUUCUUGAAUCGGAUCAGGUGCUUUACAGUGGUGGGUCCACAGACAGCAUAGUUACUGAAUACAGCAACAAUCCUUCCAAGUUCAAGUCGGAGUUUGCAGAAGCGAUGGUGAAGAUGAGUGAGAUCAGGCCGUUAACGGGUCAAGAAGGAGUGAUAAGGAGGAUAUUGGUGCUCUUCCCUAAGCUACCUGGUGUGGUGGAGUCAUCGCAAAUCCCACAGACAGACGAUAGUGGUUUGGGAAUAGGAAUAGGCACGGUGGCUGAGGAGUAG